AUGGAGCGUCAACACCGACUUCACCGGCACCGUUCAUCUCUGGAAGGGGUUAUCGUUCCUUCGCCUCAACCCUUGAAGGUUGAAGAGCGCAGUCUCGCGAUUCAAGUUUUUGAUAAUAUUAUGCUGCACUUUGAACCUUGUCAGGCAACUAAUAUUAGCUAUAAACCAGUGACACUUAUUAAGCUUAUGAAAAAUAAGGUUUCUGAAAAGGAUGAGUUUCUGGACCUCUUCUUUACUUUUAUUCAGCAAGGGCUGCUCAGUGAGAGGGAAGGGACUGGUCUAGAGCAAAUCUUAUCCCACCUUAACAGAUUUUGUAUCUGGUCGGCUGAAGAGACAAAUGCAUUACAUGAUUGUCUUGUUGCUUUUGCCAAGGAUUUUAUAGACAACUUCUUACCAUUAAAAUCGUUGGCAGUAAAAACCCCCCAACUCACCCCGGCUCUUUCCCAUCCUAGGACUCCGGAAGCCACCAUUGGCACUCCUCAACGUGUCUCAACUUCGCGACAAGCCUGUCUUAUACGUGACCGCCACCGAUGUAUCAUUAGUCGGAAAUUUAAUGCCCAAGAAGGCCAGAGACGAUACAAGCGGGAUGGGUCUAAUUUGAAGGAUGAUGAUGGCAAGUCAUUGCUUGAGGAACGAGAUAAUAUGGCAUUUCUGGAAGUCGCGCAUAUUAUACCUCACUCUCUGAUGUCACUUACCAGCGAAGAAAACGAAUGGGGACUUGUAAGUGCGCAUGUUCUGAGUGAUUUAACAAUCAUACUUGCUGACUAUAUUCAGGCAGAUUCAAAGCAGAUGGCUUAUAGGAUCUUGAGGAUGUUUAACCCCAGCGCUAUCCACCUGAUUAAUGGCGUUGAUAUUAAUCGACCAAUGAAUGCACUGACCCUGACUCAUGACCUUCACAAGUUAUUCAGUAACUUUGAUAUUGCUUUUGAGCCGGCUGGUUCCCAACCUCAUACCUACAAAAUUAACUAUGUAGAGACAGACCGCAUAGGUCGGGUGGAAAGGCUCCCAGUGAUUCGUACACUUUAUCUUACACCGGAUCAAAGUAUAGAUCCGCCUUCUCCUCAGCUUCUUAAAAUUCACGCUGCUAUUGGACGCAUCCUUCAUCUCAGCGCAGCUGGUGAUUAUAUUGAUGAUCUCCUUCGGGAUAUAGAGGAAAUGGAGGCUGGCAAAGUGAUGACGAAUGGAUCAACCCGACUCGAUGACUAUAUUAGGUUCAGGCUCGGAGAGACGUCUGUAUAUUAG
Messenger RNA from Aspergillus fumigatus Af293, 1242 nucleotides. Lineage: Eukaryota; Fungi; Ascomycota; Eurotiomycetes; Eurotiales; Aspergillaceae. The record is from RefSeq and is a predicted model, not a curated record.